Molecule: messenger RNA, 7550 nt
Organism: Xyrauchen texanus (razorback sucker)
Lineage: Eukaryota; Metazoa; Chordata; Actinopteri; Cypriniformes; Catostomidae
Product: rap guanine nucleotide exchange factor 2-like
Exons: 29
Coding region: 566-5035 (1489 amino acids)
Biological process (GO): small GTPase-mediated signal transduction; positive regulation of ERK1 and ERK2 cascade
Molecular function (GO): protein binding; guanyl-nucleotide exchange factor activity
Source: RefSeq, a predicted model, not a curated record
CCACCGCACAAUCGCAAUGGAAGAACGUCACUUUGUUCAACUACUCCAACUUGGAUUAUCUGACUUUUAGUAUCGCUUUUCACCAUCGGGGAAACUAAAGAGACUAUCGGACACGGGCUAAUGAACAUUAAUCCCGAAACAACGGAGUUUAAGCUUCCCUACCCGUGAAACUCUAAUCUGGACACAAGACAAUGCACAGACAUUUCUGGACUUGUUCAGUUGAUGUAUAGUUGUUUAAGUGACGUUACUUGCAAAAACGUAAUUCCGUUACCUUAUCGACUUUACGUUAUUUGUGGCAAGUGAUUUUUAAAAGCCACUAUACUUUCAUGUUAAUAUUUACCCCUCGUGCGACGCUGGGACGCUGUCUGUUACUUAAGGCUUGACUACAACUCCAGCCCGCGGCUCUGAAACUGGCCCACAUUGAGACACCUUUGUCUUUUAGGGACCUUUAGUUCAGUUUAGAAAUGACGGCGCACCUUAAAAGAAGGAGUCGGAAGCGUUAGCGGAAAUGUACAGGUUUGAAAAAGCAGACCUCUUGUGUUACUUGUGAACGCACGCGGACAGAAUGGCGUCUUAUGUGGAUAAUAGUUUUCGGCACGCGAUCGUGAAGAAUCCUGCCGACAGGACGCAACAGGAUCUCCAGAUUGUGUACUCGUACCUCCAUGGGAUGGAAGCACUGUCCAACCUAAGGGAGCACCAGCUCAGGUUGAUGUGUGAGACGGUUCGAUAUGAACAACAUGAUGCCAAUGAGGUUUUAUACUAUCCUGAUGACAUUGGGACAUGCUGGUAUAUCCUCUUGUCCGGUUCAGUAUUUAUAAAGGAGUCCAUGUUUCUGCCACGCAGCAGUUUUGGUAAGCGUUCUGCGGGUAGUAUGCGUCGUGGUUGUGAGUGUAUCGUCCUUGAGGCUUCAGAAAUGAUUGUGGUGGACUACAUAGACGACAAUGACGAGUAUUUCCAAAGGCAAGCCUCUCAUCGUCAGUCCAGGAGAAGGUUCCGGAAAAUAAACCAGCGUGGAGAGCGACAGACUAUUAUCGAUACGGUUGAUCAUUAUCCUGUCAGCAAGCCCCCUAUGCCACCUGGAUACCACUCGGAAUGCUCCAAAUCCCAGCUUCCUGCAGAUUUUUCAAAGCUUCAGCCCUCCGACAGUUGCCACUCCCAUAUGACUUCCAGCCAGUCACGUUCCAGCAUCACCAGUGAUUCAGGAAGUAGCAGCCUAUCAGACAUUUACCAGGCCACUGAAAGUGAGUGUGGAGACAUGGAUCUCAGCGGGCUUCCUGAAACAGCGGUGGACUCUGACGAGGAUGAUGACGAUGAAGACGUAGGAAGGGGAACCGACCCUCUCAUGAGUCGGGAUAUCGUGAGAGACUGUCUGGAGAAAGAUCCCAUGGACCGCACAGAUGAUGACAUUGAGCAGUUACUGGAGUUUGUACAGCAGCUUCCAGCAUUUGCUACUCUGAGUGUUUCAGUACGGAGGGAACUUUGUGCUGUGAUGGUGUUUGCGGUCGUGGAACGAGCUGGAACAGUUGUACUCAAUCAUGGUGAAGAACUGGACUCAUGGUCAGUCAUUCUGAAUGGAGCUGUAGAGGUAAUCUACCUUGAUGGCCACUGUGAAAGUGUGUGUAUGGGUGGAAGUUUUGGCAUCUCCCCUUCUAUGGAGAAACAGCUGAUGACUGGAGUCAUGAGGACCAAAGUGGAUGACUGUCAGUUUGUAUGUAUUGCACAGCAGGACUACUGCUGCAUUCUGAAUCAGGUUGAGCAGAACACACAGCGUGUGGAGGAAGAGGGUGAAAUUGUCAUGGUGAAAGAACACCGAGAACUCGACCGGACGGGUACCCGAAAGGGACACAUUGUUGUAAAGGGUACGGCUGAGAGGCUGAUGCAGCACUUAGUAGAGGAUCAUUCAGUUGUUGACCCUACAUAUAUUGAGGACUUUCUGUUAACCUAUCGUACCUUUCUGCCCAGUCCUCUGAUUUUGGGACAGAGACUUCUGGACUGGUUUAAUGACCCCUGUUUACGGGACAAGGUUACUCGAGUUGUGUUAUUAUGGGUUAACAAUCAUUUUAGUGACUUCGAGGGAGAUUCUGAUAUGACCAGUUUCUUGGAGGAGUUCCAAAACAAUCUGGAAAGAGAGAAAAUGACAGGUCAGUUACGGCUGCUCAACAUAGCUUGUGCUGCUAAAGCCAAACCAAGAGUAAUUACAAUAACAAGGUCUGCUCGAGAGAUGCCCCUCCCCUUUACACUUAUUGGAGGAGCUGAACGGGGGACACGCCUCUUUAUCAGCAGUGUAGAGGUGGGCAGCAAGGCAGAGGAGGCGGAGCUUAAACGUGGAGACCAGAUAUUGGAGGUGAAUGGGCAGACGUUUGAGAAUGUACAGUUGUCCAAAGCAAUUGAAAUUCUCAGGAACAACACACAGCUGUGUAUGAGUGUCAAAACCAACCUCCUGGUCUUUAAGGAGUUGGUGGCCAGGGUGGCAGAGGAAAGGAAAAAUGGUGUUCCUCAUCUUCCAAAGAUUGGUGACGGAAAGAAAAGUACCCGUUACUCUGUACCUGAACUUGGGGUUGGUUCUGAUGCCUUGGGUCAAGAGAAGGUCAGCAAGAAGGUCAAAGCUCAUACAGUGGGCGGCAGAAACAAAUUGCUGAAGAUUCUAGACAAGACACGCAUGAGCAUCCUACCUCAGAAACCUUACAGUGACCUCGGUUUGGGGCAGACUCAAGAUGACAGCAUUGUGGGAUUACGACAGAACAAACAGGCUCCGCCCACUAUGCUAGUCAGUGGAAAUCUCUCAUCCAGUAACCCUGACCUGGCCCAAGGCCAACAACGCAUCAUCGACUACAGUACACAGCCCCAAGAAUUGCAAGACCAGGUGCUGCGUGUUUUCAAGGCAGACCAACAAAGUCGUUACCUUUUGAUCAAUAGAGACACUACAGCGAGAGAGACAGCCAAUCACGCGAUUCGAGAGUUUGGCCUGACUGCAAGUCCUGAAGCCUUUUCACUCUGUGAGGUGUCGGUCACUCAAGAGGGAGUUAUCAAACAGAGACGACUUCCUGAUCAACUCUCCAAACUUGCCGACAGGAUACAGCUUAGUGCCAGGUAUUAUCUGAAGAACAACAUGGAGACCGAGACACUGUGUUCCGAUGUUGAAGCACAGGAGAUGCAGCGAGAAUCUCUGGUCUCUCUUUUAUCCCUGAGCUCCAUGGAGAUAGCCAAUCAGCUGUCAGCACGCAACUAUCUGCUCUUUUCAAGCAUUGAACCAACUGAUUACAUCGUUGACCUUUUCAAGCUCCGCCCUCAGGAGCCUCCUACCAACCUGCGCAACUUUGAAGGUCUUGUAAACCAGGAGACCUUCUGGGUCGCCACAGAGGUAGUAGUGGAAAGCAACCUGGCCAAAAGAGUGAAGAUCAUCAAGCACUUCAUAAAGAUUGCCCUUCACUGUCGCGACUGCAAGAACUUUAACUCCAUGUUUGCCAUUAUCAGUGGGUUCAAUCUAGCACCUGUCUCUCGGCUGAGAUCUACAUGGGAGCGGUUGCCUGGAAAAUACGUGAAGCUUUUGGCAGAAUUGCAAGACGUGUUCGACCCUUCGCGCAACAUGGCCAAAUACCGCAACCUCCUCAACAAACACAACUUGCAGCCGCCAGUCAUCCCUCUGUUUCCUGUCAUCAAGAAAGACCUCACCUUCCUCCAUGAGGGCAACAACUCUAAGGUGGACGGUCUGGUGAAUUUUGAGAAGUUGAGGAUGAUUGCGCGAGAGAUCAGACAUGUGGUUCGAAUGGCUUCCAUAACAAUGGAUCCUGCAUUGCUCUUUAAGACUAGGAAGAAAAAGUGGAGGAGUCUAGGAUCUCUGAGUCAGGUGAGCAGCUCAACUCUCUCUGACAUUGGCACAAUGGGCGGCAAGAGGAAAGGGAGGCGGGGCUCUUUUCUCAGUGCUAAAAAACUCUAUGAGGUGGAGAUAAUGAGCAGACAGGUGCGCCAGUAUCUGGAUACUCACACUCAUGAGAGUGAUGAGGACACACUCCAUGGACUUUCCUUGAAGUGUGAGCCUGCCAACAGCUCAACCAUGAAGACCUCAGGUGAAAGGAGAAGAGUGGAUGCAUCUCCUGUCAGUCAAAGAAGUUCCACUCCUCGGCAGCCAAAUGGAAAUCCCGGUCACAAAAAAUCAGCUGGCAAAGAGUUACCGCCAUUUGGUGCCCAUUCUCCUCAUUCUCUCCAUAAGAUUGUGUCUCUCUCAGAAGAUGGGCGGGACAGACAACGAAAGCCACCUGAGGACAGCCAAUCAAAUGCUUCAUCUAUAUUCUCCUCUCCGCAUACCUCACCUCACAGUACACUUAGAAAAGCCCCACAAUUAGUAGUGAGUGAAGCAUCAGAUCAGCUGUUAAGUUCUUCCUCUUCCGAUCUUAUCAUGGCUGGUGACCACAUGCAUACUCAAGCCCAUACGCUUACACACCCUCUCAACAUGCGUAGGACAGAGCCUGACCAAAUAAGCCUGGGGUCCUACUCCCUGACUCAGGAUCAGUGUGACCGCACGUCGUUGGAUGCUGCAGACAGCGGGCGUGGCAGCUGGACAUCCUGCUCUAGUGGUUCCCAUGACAACAUCCAAAGUAUCCCACAGCGUGUCUGUUAUGAUGACAACCGCAGCUGGGAGACACUGUUAGACGGAAUUGGGCGUAGCCACAUGACCACACCUAAUGGUUACUGGGGUGAUGAAUUGGAAGGAGACACGGGAACGAUAAAGCGAAGAGGUGGAAAAGAUGAGACUCCAAAUGCAAACAAGAGUAUUGUGAGUCGAAAGGAGGGGCAAUUUAGAGAGCCCCCGCCCACACCUCCAGGUUAUACUGCACUUUCAUUAGCAGACAGCCACAAUCAUGGUCACGGGCGGCGCCCACCAGACUACACAGCAGCAUUGCAGAGGUCUCGCUUCCUCAAAAGGUCAUGUGAGCCUCCACCAUUACACCCAUCCAGUAGAUUACCAGCAUACGCCCACUGCCAGUCACCACGACAACCACAACAGGACGAAAACGAGCAGAUAUCUGCAGUUUAAACAGUGACACUUCCUAUAUCUCUGCCUCAGUGUUUUACAACAAACAGUUGAUACAACAGAUGAUGUGGAGGCUUGGCCAAAAAAUGUAUCACAGCCAACCAUUUCAGGUCUUUAUGAAGAUCACUGUGAAAGAAGAAAGGAGCCGUGAAAAUGUUGGGACUUUUAACAGUGUUCUUCAAAACAAAAGAAAGAAGGAAACAAAAUCAAUCAAAGCAUAAUAAAAUGAAGCUCAAUGUCUCAUUUUAUAUUGCCCAUGAUGCAAUGUCAGUGUUAUUUUAUUUCUUUUUUUAAGUCUACCAUGUAACUUUAGUAUGCAUGUUUAAGUGUGAAACUGAAUGUGUGUGUGUGUGUGCAUGAGAGAGGGAGGGUUGAUGUAGCCCUUUUUCAGACACUUGAAGACAGAAACUAAAGACUGAGAAGCUGCCUCUUACAGACCUCAAUAGUCUCAGACAUCUCCCUGUGCUUGUAUCAGUGUUUAAUGUUACUAAUGAUUUUAUGUCUUUUCUCAUCUGAUCAUGUUCCUGACAACUUUCCAAAUGUUGCCACAAGCUUUUGUUUGAAAAGAUUUUAUGUUUUGUAUUUUAAUUUAAAUUGUAUCUGUCAAUUCCAUAUUUUGGCUAUUCAAAUGAUAUAUGGCACAAAUCAUGAAUUGUUGCACAAAUUUUCAAAGCAAGAGAUUUUUGUAGAUGUAUUAUAGUUGUUACAUAGAUGAUAGGUGGUCAUAAUAUGGUCAGUAAAUAGUUACAUCAGUAUAUUUUACUUUUUUGAAUGUCUUUUGUCAUUUGUCCAAUGUGUAUGUAUCACUUAUAGCUCCUUGUGUUUCUACCCAGUCAAAUCUAUACCACAUGUACUUAUGUCUUUUAAAAAGGCAACUGGCAAAGUCUGUAACUACUUUUAUAUUUUUAAAACAAUUAUUGUAAAUAUUGGUUAUAUUUUGUUAAUGAUUUCAGAGACCUGUACUGUUUGUUGGACACAAUUCAGCUGCAAAUGACUGAGGAAAAAUAUACAAUGUAGCAAUGAGUGUUGUUCCUAUUAAAGAAAUCUCGUCUUGUCUAUACAUAAUAUGAUAUUUGACUAGUUUGGCUCCAACUUUGUGUUCAGCUCUACUAUCUUUAAUGUGGGCAGGUUUACACAGCAUAUCUUCAAGAGAAAUGGGGGAAAAAGGGCUCAAAGUUUGAAUUGAAGUAUACGCAGUGUAUCAUCAUAACCAUGUGAGCAUAAUUAGUAUAUGCUCAAUAUAAACUCUGCAAAAAAUAAACAUCCCUUUAUCAGGACACUGUACUUUUAAAGAUAUUUUUGUAAAAAUCCAAAUAAUUUUACAGAUCUUUCUUGUAAAGGGUUUAAACAAUGUUUUCCAUGCUUGUUCAAUGAACCAUAAACAAUUAAUGAACAUGCACCUGUGGAACUGUAAUUAAGACACUAACAGCUUGCUUACUUAUGGUCACAGUUUAAAAAAAAACUUAGGACACUAAAGAGACCUUUCUACUGACUCUGAAAAACACCAAAAGAUAGAUGACCAGAGUACCUGCUCAUCUGCAUGAACAUGCCUUAGGCAUGCUGCAUGGAGGCAUCAGGACUGCAAAUGUGGCCAGGGCAAUAAAUUGCAUGUGACAUGCCUACGACAGCACUACAGGAAGGACAGCUGAUCGUCCUCGCAGUGGCAGACCAUGUGUAAAAACACCUGCACAGGAUCAGUACAUCCGAAUGGCAACAACAACUGCCCGAGUUACCAGGAACUCACAAUCCCUCCAUCAGUGCUCAGACUGUCCGCAAUAGGCUGAGAGAGGCUGGACAAACGCACCUUCGCCUGACCAGACAGCACUGGCAAAAAGUGCUCUUCACUGAGGAGUUGUUGUUUUGUCUCACCAGGGGUGAUUGUCGGACUCACGUUUAUCAUCGAAAGAAUGAGCAUUACGCUGAGGCCUGUACUCUGGAGCGGGAUCAAUUUGGAGGUGGAGGGUCACAGCAUUAUCGGACUGAGCUUGUUGUCAUUGCAUGCAAUCUCAGUGCUGUGCGUUACAGGGAAGACAUCCUCCCUCAUGUGGUGCUCAUCCUGAUAUGAUCCUCCAGCAUGACAAUGCCACAGCCAUACUGCUCGUUCUGUGUGUGAUUUCCUACAAGACAGGAAGGCCAGUGUACUGCCAUGGCCAGCGAAGAGCCCAAAUCUCAAGCCAAUUGAGCGCAUCUGGGACCUGUUGGAUUGGAGGGUGAGGGCUAGGGCCAUUCCCCUCAAAAAUGUCCAGGAACUUGCAAAUGCCUGGGUGGAAGAGUAGGGUAACAUCUCACAGCAAGAACUGUCAAAUCUGGUGCAGUCCAUGAGGAGAUGCACUGCAGUACUUAAUGAAGCUGGUGGCCACGCCAGAUACUGACUGUUACUUUUGACCCCCCCCCCUUUGUUCAGGGACACAUUAUUCCAUUCCUGUUAGUCACAUGUCUGUGAAACAUUUUCAGUUUAUGUCUUAGUUGUUGAUUCUUUUUGUUUAUACAAAUAUUUGCACAUGUUAAGUUUGCUGAA